AUGCGCGCCUCUCUAGCCGUUGGCGCCGUGCUCGCCGCAUCCCUCUCCUCUGUCUCCGCCCAAGCCUGCGCCCCCGGCACCGCCAAGGAGAUUGGCGGAAACUGGUACUGCUCCGCCGUCAAGUCUAUCACCUACACCAACUUCGGCUCCGAGGGCACCUACAAUGAAAUCACCUCCAUGAAUGGCGGCGCUUGCUCAUCCAAGCCAAAGGCAUAUAGCGGACCAUUGGCUCCGUUGAAUAAGGAGGUCUCCUGGCACUUCCGCGGCCCGCUCAUCCUGAAGCAAUUCGCCUUCUACUCGCCCGGUUCAGGCUCAGUCUCCGGCUCCGGCGCAGGCACCAAAUACAGCGCCCCAGCCAAACGCGAAGUGAAACCCAGCAUCCACAAGCGCCGCCACGGCCACCAACAUAAGCGCCGCGGCGACCAAUAUGUCACCGCAACCAUCGACGGCCAGGUCGUCUCCUGGCUCUACAAGGAUCAAGUUGGUGCUAACGCGGCCCCAACCCAGGCCCCAGCCGCCGCAGCUGCUGGUGAUUCCUACAAAACGACCCCUCCUAAGAAAUCUUCGCCUGUUGUUAACCCUGGCUCCGGUAAGUGGGGUCGUCAGGGUUAUUAUAAUGCGGGCUCUGGUGUCGCGGAUGGCCUUACGUUCUUGAAUCAUAACGGUGGUCAGGGAUCUGGUGUUUUUGAUUAUGAGCUUGGAAAUUCCCUCUCCUACGCCUCCGAGGACGGAUGCUCUGGUUCCGAUAGGCCCAAGGUCCUUAAGACGAAGAUGAUCCCGGACAAUAAGGAAGUUAUCAUCAUGACUGACAAGGUCUGCAAUGGCGACUGUGGUGCCGUCCGUGAAGGCACUGUUGCUUACCACGGUUUCGACGGCGACUACAAAAUCUUCCUCGUCGAAUUCUCCAUGCCCCUCACCGGCAAAACCGGGUGGAACGAAGACAUGCCCGCCGCCUGGAUCCUCAACGCCGCCAUCCCACGCACCCUCCAAUACGGCAAAGCCGACUGCUCCUGCUGGAAAUCCGGGUGCGGUGAGCUGGACAUCUUCGAAGUGCUCGAUGCAGGCAACAUGCGUGCCAAGUCCACGCUGCAUGGCAGCAUCUCUGGUGGCGAUAGCAACUACUUCACGCGCCCAACACAGGCGCCCAUCAAGCUUGCUGUCGUCUUCAACAAUGAGGGGAGAUCAGUACAUAUUAAGAUUCUGGAAGAUUCCUUUGAGUUUAAGCCGACACUUGAUGGGAAGGAUGUUGCGUCGAUUUUGGAGGAGGCUGAGAGUGCGUCGACUUUUGCGUUGAGUUGA
Paracoccidioides lutzii Pb01 is the source of this 1299-nucleotide messenger RNA. RefSeq lists its product as hypothetical. Bases 1 to 1299 code for a protein of 432 amino acids. The record is from RefSeq and is a predicted model, not a curated record. The transcript has 4 exons. Gene Ontology annotation, cellular component: fungal-type cell wall.